UGUGAGUGGAGCCCUUAAAAGAGGAUUCUUCAUUGGAGACAUCGCGGACCGCUGCUUUUACUUGAUCUACGCAAACUGCGCAGCCAUGAGUGAGAAACAAAUACCUACUGGAAUAACUGGAAACCUCAAACCAUCUGCAGGCCAAGAUGAAAAGAACAACCUCCCUGAGGACUUCGACAUCGAUAUGGACAACCCACAGACAGAGAAGGCCGCUGUGGCCAUCCAGUCGCAGUUCAGGAAAUUCCAGAAGAAGAAGCAGGAUGUGAAGUCUUAAGAGGCGGCGAGGCUUGUUGGUUCCUCACAUCUGCAUGUCAAUCAAACUGCACCAUCCUGAACUCGAACUACAAACUACGCGGUACAGAAGUUGUAUCGGGGCGAAUCAAUGUUUUUGAAGUCAGUGUAUAAUUACAAAAAUCGAUUAUUACCAAGUUGUAGAUGUAGUAUUUUGAACAUUCCUAUGAUUGCGCUGUUAUUUUUCCUUUUAGGGGAUAUUGUGUUUGUGCAUCAUUACAUUUAAGAUCUCCAUAUGUAAUGGACCCUUUUAAUUUGAAGCUAGUUUAGAUUUUUUCCUACAUUGCCAAAGAGUGGAUUGUUUGGAAUCAGGGAACAUAACUCCAAAAAUGUUUUUCAGACUUCCACUUUCAUUGGGUUCACGAUAUCAUCAGCAGUAAUGCACCGCAAUCAAAAGAUUUUUCGGGCGUUUAGUGUCACGUCUCUCUGGCUGUGCGCUUUCAUGCAAAAUGGGCAAUGUUUUUUUUUUCCUGCAAAUUGACGUUCCUCAUUUGUAAGCCAGUCAUUUGUGUGUGUGAUCUGAUGUUGUAUGUGAUUUGUCUUCCACUCCUGGUGUUUGAUGUUGUUCCGCCAUUAAUUCAAAGUUGACUCCUUUAUUGUAUGUAUACUGAUCAAUUACACACAUUUUGCAUGUGACUUCACAUACAACCCAAAACAGAAAUAAACAGAACACAAAUUAAAAAAAUGUUUGAAAAA
Molecule: messenger RNA, 987 nt
Organism: Phycodurus eques (leafy seadragon)
Lineage: Eukaryota; Metazoa; Chordata; Actinopteri; Syngnathiformes; Syngnathidae
Gene: pcp4a
Product: Purkinje cell protein 4a
Exons: 3
Coding region: 86-274 (62 amino acids)
Cellular component (GO): cytoplasm
Molecular function (GO): calcium ion binding; calmodulin binding
Source: RefSeq, a predicted model, not a curated record